Cladocopium goreaui is the source of this 6153-nucleotide messenger RNA. Lineage: Eukaryota; Dinophyceae; Suessiales; Symbiodiniaceae. The record is from the annotation of a GenBank genome assembly.
AUGGAUGGGGCGCAGCAAGAUGGUGCUGCCGGCUGCGACCCCGUCGCCGCUGGAGCGGUCCUUGGGGUCCUGAGGAAGGUGGGCCUCACAGGCCCUAGGCUGGCUCUCCAGAUAGGAGAGGAGGCCGAUGUGGCCAGACAGGCCGCUGAGAGGGCCGGGGUGCCUUUUGAUGAGUGGGUGGUGGACUUGGUCAAGGCCCAGGUCAAAGCCGCCUACGACACAGUAGAGCUGGAGGCCAGACUGGAGGGUAGUGCAAAGACCCCGGGUGCCCAAGCCGUGGACGACGCAGUGGCGAGCAUCACGAAGGCCGCACAGUCGCAGGCAGCUGAACCGACUGGGCCUCCAAAUCGGCCAUCAGUAGAAGUCCCCAAAAGGGGUAAGCUAGCCAAGUUGCCGAAGGGGGUUUCCUUGGCAAGUAGCACAGGGAAUAUGGAAGAAGAGAAGGUGGUGCAGCUUCUCUUCGAGGAGCUAUCACUGAUGGGGGCCCCCAUCGUCGCACAGAUUGGGGGGACCUCCAAUCCAGAGAGGGCCAGGCAAGCCUUGCUUGGGAAGUACAGGGCCUCGACAGCCAAGAGGUACUUGGCGUACUGGCAAGGCUUUCGCAAGUGGAUCUGCGCCACGACGAGCAGCUUGCCCUACCGGGGCGAACAACUGGUGGAUUACCUCCUAGCAAGGGAGGAGGAAGGGAUGGGCGCCACAGUGCCCUUAUCCGUUGGAAAGGGCGUCGCGUGGUUUGAGAAGCUGGCAGGGUUUGAGGAGGACCAGAUGAUGAGCUCAUCCCCGUUGGUGGACACGGUGGUGAAGGACCUGCUGAGGAAGCUAGAGGACAAAGCUCCACCAAGGCGGAGGGCACCCAGAAUGCUUUCAGCAUUUGUCCCAGCCCUGGAAGCUCUGGUCAUGGACAAGGCCAAGGAGGAGAGGCUGAGGGCAGGGGCAUGGGUUAAGCUCCUGAAAAUCUGGGCGUCCCUGCGCUUUGAUGAUAUGGCGCAUAUGCGCUGGGACAUGGUGUGGGUCUAUGACGGGAAGCUGUCAGGCCUACUGAAGCGGACCAAAACCACCGGAGGUGGCAAGCGUGUCAAGGAGCUCCCCUUCCACGUGGCUGCAGAUGCGUGGGUUGGGGAGGUUAGCUGGUUGGAGGUUGGGAUACAACUCCUGGGAGGCCCCAGGGGGAAGACAGCCGAGCUUGUCAUCCCGGCGGGUCUGAGCCAGGGUGAAGCCUGUGAAGGUGUGGUGAUGACCUACCAAGAGGCAGUUGCUUGGAGCGCCGAGGUGUUGCAGGAGCUCAGAGAUGAGAAGGGAGAUCCUCUCAUCCCUCAUGGGUGGGAGCGGUACUGGACAGAACAUAGCGAAAGAGCAACUUUGUCCAGCGCCCUGGCAGCAGUGGGAGUCGCAAAGACGGAUCGCGACCUUUUGGGGCGUUGGACUCCUGAGGGUUCAGACCAGUACGUGAGGACGUACAACUCAGUGGUUGGCAAGCUCCAGGUGAAGUAUGCGGAACCUGUGAGAGAUGGAUAUGGAUAUGAAUCCUUCGAUGAGGGGGCAGUGCUGGAAGGCCUGAAGACUUGGCUGACGGAAAAGUGGUCAGUCAAUCCAGAUGAGGCGAAUGCCGCCGUUGAGGCAUGGAAGAGGAAGCUGAGGGCGGUGGCUGGCCUGCCUGAUCCCCCCAAGGAGGAGGUGAGCAUGUGGGGCAGUGAGCCCGUGGGACCGGUGGAGGAAGAGGAGUCUUCCUCCAGCUCCUCGGAUAGCUCCACAUCGGAAGGAGCGUCGGGUUCCACUGCAAAGAGGCCCAGGAUGGAAAAGCUGGAGAGCGAGAGGCCAGCUGGCUACAUCGAGGUGUACAACCGGAUCAACCGUGGGAAACUCCACAGGGCUGGCAGAGAGGGAUGCUGGAUGGCGAGGCAAAGAAAGUUCAAGAAGGCAGCAACCUUCAGUGAGCAGCCGGAUGAAAACGCAUACACAUCGCGGUGUAGGUUGUGCUGGCAGGAUCUCAAAUGGGAUUCCUCGUCCAGCGGCUCCGAGGAUGAGAUCUUGGAGGGGGCAGCCAUGCCGCCGAUAGUGCUCACGGAGGAGCAGCAAGCUGCUGCUCUGAGGAGGGGCAGUGCAGAUUUGAAGUUUCUCUUCGAUCGCAACGAAGUGCCGGCUGAGGUUGCGGCGAAGUGGUUUCACUCAGGGGUAACCACCCUUGAGAAGUUCGCAAAUAUAGCCAAGGACGUAGAUGACUUGGUGGAGGUCCUGAAGGCUCAUCUGGACAUAGACCAGUCUAGGACACUGGAGGAGAGGGUCCAGGUUGCAGCAGUGUCCUGUGCCUGGGCAAAUGCCCGUACACGUGUCCAGAGGGCCGCGGAAGUUGAGGCAGAGCUGGAUACAAAGGAGUGGAGGAAGCCCGUAUCCACAUCAGAGUGGUUGGCGAUGCGGGUAGGCCUUGAGAAGGUAGUAGGUGCUCUUGACGAGCGCCUGACUCCAGCCAAGGAGUUCAUCGAAAAGAAGCUCCAAGAAGUGGAGUCGGGAGACUACCGGGCAGAGGAUCUGACUGAGGUAGUCAGCCGGGAGGAGGUGGAUCCGGAUAGCCUGGUCCCCCAAUGGGAUGCAAAGGGCAACAUCACAGUGCGGAGAGGGGCGACUAGGGUCAGGGAGCCAAAGAACCCUGAAGCGCUGCGCCAGCGUUUGACCCUCCUCCGGAACGCAUUCCAGAUGCUUUCCCUCCGCCAUACGAACAGGCCUGAGCUCCAAGGAGAUUAUGUGAAAGCCUUUGAGGAUUACAAGGACUACUUGAUGGGGGAGCACGUGUACGGCUUGAACGCUAAGGAUGCUGAGGGAAUGACGAUUGCCGCUCCCCCAUUCAACUUGGUCCUCUCGUAUGAGCGGGCGGUCAGAAAGGAGGCGGCUCGGAGGAUGAACCAGGAAGGAGUGGCAUUCCCUGCAGCCCUCCGGGCGGCGUGGCGGGAUCCCUUGACCAAGGAGAGGCAUUUUACCACGCCUCUUGCGCUGGUGGCAAAGAGGCCGAGUGCGCCAACCAGUGGGUCGGGAGGUGACCUGGCAUCAAAGAAGCCGCGCUUCGAGCCCAAAGGGGGCAAAGGGAAAGGAGCGGGUAAGGCCAAGGUGCUCACGGGCUGCGCCACGCACAACCGGGACGGAACUCCCAUUUGUUACAGGUUCAACACCGUGGGAGAAAAGUGCAAGCAGAAGAAGUGCAAGUUUGCACAUCAAUGUGGCAUUUGCUUUUCGGAGAAGCAUGCCAUGUUCCAGUGCACGGUGGCUACAAGGAAGAGGCGGAAUUCAUUGGCAUGGUUCGUCAAAAAGUUGGCGAAGAAGUUUCACUUCGUGGUAGAAGUCAUUGAACUGGACCUCUGGCAUAGCCGUAAGGUCGACUUCACCCAACCAAAAGUGCAGAGCAAGUGGUUGCGUUUCAUAGACGCAGGGGCGGCAGACGCCCUGGUUAUCACCCCGCCCUGCAGCACCUUCAGCAGGGCACCGUGGGCAAAUGAAGAGGGCCCCUACCCUCUGAGAUCCUCGCUGUGCCUGCGUGGGUUCACUUGGAAUUCAGGCCACAGGCGCCAGAAGGCGGAGUUGGGCAACAUCCUUGGAGAUUUUGCCUUCGAGGCAAUGAAGCGUCAGCUGGCGCACAAAGACAAGGUGGCAUACAUGGAGCAACCGGAGGAUCUCGGCAAGACCAAGCAGGACCGAAUCCCCGGCCACCGGCCUGGAUCCAUGUGGCAGUUUCCUCAACAUGCCCAGCUGAUGGAUCUACCUGGGGUUGUUAGCGCCGCAUUUGCGCAGUUGGACUUUGGCUCCGACAGUGUCAAACCCACAAGGCUGCUGAUGAAGACUUCGGGGCCCCUCCACCCAGAGAUGUACACAGGGCCGCCAGUCUUUGAUGAAGCAGGCUGGUACAUGGGCCCGUUGCCCCGCAAAGAGGGAGUCCCCCUCAUUGGGAAGGUGAACGGAGUCUUCAAAACUUCUGAAGCGGCAGCAUGGCCCCCUCGGCUUUGUGAAUGGGUGGCGGAACAAGUCUUGACCUCGUUCAAACAAAACAGUGAGGCAGGGGAAAGUCAAGAGGGCAAUACAGGGAAGAGGGCAGCCCAUGACGACCCUCAGAAGGAAGAAAAGCGGCCAAAGCUUGGCCCUGGGAAAAAGGAGGCUGGAGAAGACACAGACCCCUUCAACCCUCCGGUGAAAGGAGGAGUGGGCCCCCCGCGAGCCUGUAUCUGGAAAGGCAACAGGAUCCCUUUUCAUGAUGGGGGAUGCCUGAUGUCCCCGGGGCGCUGGAAUAUCCCAAAGAGGACCUUUCCGGACGGAGAGGAUUGGCAGCAGUUGAGGAAGAGGCUUAAAGGGCUGGUUACAGACGCGGCUGGAGGCGAUGCGGGGCUGGAAAAGGAGUGCUUCGCGAUGUCAAGGGGAGAGGCGGGGUGCAAGCUGGCUCAGAAUGAGGACCUUAGGAAUAGCAUCCUGGGCGUUUUGGAGGAGUUUUGCCAGCCCGCCGAAGGCCUAAGGCAGGUGGCUGAGGGCCAACCCUUCAGGCUCAGACUCAUGAGGGCCGUCUUGGAGAAGGCUGCGGAUGGGGACUGUCAGUUCCUGGAGAUGGCUGAAGAAGGGUUCCCGGUUGGAGUGCUCAACCCCCUGCCCCGCACCCCGGCUGCUUUUGAGAGGCAGGUCGACUGGACGCUCCAGUUUGACCCGGCCGACGCCUAUGUCCUUGAAAGGGCAAACUACCCCUCGGCCAGAGAACAUGAGGAGCAUUUGAGGGAGCACCUGGAGGAAGAGGUGAGAGAGGGCCUGGUUGAGAAGAUGACGAGGGAGCAGUUUGAGGAGGAGUUUGGUGAGGCCAGGGCCGUGGCAUCGCUAGCGGUUCUGGUAGAAGAUGAGGUGUCUGGAAAGAAGCGGGUCAUUCAUGACGGCUCCCAUGGGGUGAAAGUGAACCACAGGAUCUGUUGCCUGGAUAAGCUGAGGAUGCCAGGUGGACGCGAAAAGAGGUUCCUGCUGGGUCAAUUCAGGAGGGCGAAGGACGUGGUGUUCUCACUCAUAGGGGACUUUGGAAAGGCCCUGCUCUAUGCAGAUGACCUUGAGACUAUGGGUGUCGGCAAGGAGGGACGGAGAUGCCAGGUGCUGCUAUUUGUCCUGUUGGCAGCCUUCGGCUCGCCGUUCAAGUGGAAGAAGCAAAGGGGUGGCCUGGUCACCGAAUGGAUUGGGCUGACAACGGACUACGGGUCGUACUCCCUUGGGUUGUCGGAAAGAAGGGCAGGCUGGCUGGUUGACUGGAUCGGCCGUGUCUGCCAGAGGAAGUUGGUUUGGCCUGGUGAGUUUGCCUCAUGCUUGGGGCGUCUGGGUUUUGCAGCAACGGCCCUCCCAUGGGAGAAGCCAUUCCUGGGGCCGCUUUACACGUGGGCAGCAGCAGUCCGCGAGCAGAAGGGUGAGGUUGUGGUGCCCUGGGCGAUUUUGUCCAUCCUGGAUCGGAUCUCCCUGAGGUUGAAGGGGGGUGGCCGGAUGGAAAUGGUGGCAGAGGAGGCCCCGUUGGCAGCAGGGGCAGUAACCUGCUAUACUGACGCCAGAGCGUCGGAGGAGGAUGCAUGCAUAGGUGGAUAUCUGGCAAUCUCGCCGGACCUGAAGAAGUGCCCCUGGUUUAGUUUUCAGGUGGACGAGACCAUGGCCCCUUGGCUGAGGAAGAGGGGAAACAACCCGAAGCGGAUGAUCGCUGCUCUGGAGCUCCUGGCGACACUGGUGGCAGUAAAGCUCUGGGGCACAAGGGUUGGAGGUGGAAUGACAGCCUGUUUAAAGGCAUUCACUGACAACAAGGGGAACUCGUUUGCCGUGGUGAAAGGGAUGAGCACGAAGUUUCCCCUAACCUUGCUGCUGAUGGAGCUUACGGAAGAGUUGAGGACGCUGGACCUCAAGCUGGAUUUGGAAUGGAUCAGCAGGGAUGAGAACACAAAGGCUGACGCUUUGAGCAAUGAGGAGUGGGGCGACUUCGACGUGAAGAUGAGAGAAGUGAGGAGGCCUGAAGAAAUUGGCUGGAAGGUCUUGGACAAGCUCCAGGAGAGGAGUGAGGAACUCUACAAAGAAAUUCGGGAAUUGAAAGAAAGCCGUGCAAAGGCAAAUUUGCUGAAGCGCGGGAGAGGUGUCCCACCGCGUGGGAAAGGUAGCCUCACCAAAUGGUGA